This is a messenger RNA of Amoebophrya sp. A25, 411 nucleotides long. Lineage: Eukaryota; Dinophyceae; Syndiniales; Amoebophryaceae. The record is from the annotation of a GenBank genome assembly.
GUUUCGCUGGUGCAGAUCUUUUCGAGACUGGAGCAACGAGCUCACAUUUUUUUUUCGACACAGUUACUGGCUGCAAUUUCCUCUACGAUAGCUGGCAGUGCAGCUUCAUCUCAGGGAUUGGGCUGGGUACGAUUGGUCGGUAUGAGUCAACGAGAAAUAUAUCAACGGGCUGCGGGGUCGUAUCGCUUCAGGACGACCCUCGGACACGCGCAGCGACCACGUGCGCCGGCUUCAAAUCCUACCUACAACACAACGCCUGCUGGGCAGGAAACACUGAACGUUAAGGGUGUGGGAGGCCCAUCUCCAAAGCGACUUAUCUGGAAGAAGGAUGAAGACAAGAAGGAAAGGCGAUCCAGAUGAGCCGUCUCGGGGAAGGGUUUGUUUGGUGUUUGAAGCACUAAUAUCUAUAUU